Molecule: messenger RNA, 2226 nt
Organism: Aspergillus mulundensis
Lineage: Eukaryota; Fungi; Ascomycota; Eurotiomycetes; Eurotiales; Aspergillaceae
Product: TRAPP III-specific subunit 85 family protein
Exons: 2
Coding region: 1-2226 (741 amino acids)
Biological process (GO): endoplasmic reticulum to Golgi vesicle-mediated transport; protein localization to phagophore assembly site
Cellular component (GO): TRAPPIII protein complex; phagophore assembly site; cytoplasmic vesicle
Source: RefSeq, a predicted model, not a curated record
AUGACAUCGCCCGGAGAUGCUGCUCCGGUCAAACCUCCGCCGUCCUUCUCGCCCGGCGUGCCUCGAGUCUCUUCCAAGACGAGAUACCCUGAGCGUCGCGACUCGUCCGCGUCUUUAGACCCGGAAAGGGUUGAGCCCAGAAUAGCCUCGCCUCCGACCAUCCCGCUUUCGAACACCACCGAUCUUCCAAUUCGAUCUGGCUCCCCCUCCGCUCGAUCCGUCAGGUCCACGACACCCCAAAUAGGGAGAACGUCGCUGGGUUCACCUCUAGAUGGGCGCGCUGAUUCCGCUCUUGAUACGCGAUCUCUGAUUAUUCGGUCCUUCUCCCCAGUUGUUGGCGUCUACUCAUCACCCGACACUGAUGAGCUGGUGCGGCAAAAGGGCUUCAAGGGUGGUUUCUGGGAGUUGAUUCGGCCAUUCGGAGAAAAUGUGCCAGGGAAACUGGUCAUCCGUGACAGUAUUGGGUCAAGCCGUGGCUGGGAAGAUUAUGGGGUGCGGUUUGUCGACUUGGGGGAGAUAUGCCGAGCUCCCAACGACCCAAAUCAGGGACGGAGCUCGCCCCUAGCCCAGGUUGAGGCGGUCCUAGCUAAGCAGCUGGAUUCAACAGACGGUCCGCCAAGCGGGGCAAUACAUCCUCAAGAUCUAGUAGGUCUUUCCUCAACGUCACCACUAUAUAAGCUAUAUCUACGGCAACUGUUGUCAAUCGCCUCCGUCUCACCUCAUGAAACGUUUCGUCACCCUGUAGCAAGUGUGAUUGCUAUUAGCUCUCGCAACUCAGCCCCCCUGGAAUCUCUUCGACAAUUGUAUGCCGAUACAAACAAUGGGCAACGAAAAGUGCCGGAGUGGAUCCAUCCAGAGUACCUUCGGUACUAUGUUCUUGUUCACGACGAGGAUCGCGAUGAUAUAACCGCCUCAACCAAACUCUAUGACCAAAUGAAGCGUCACUUUGGUUUACACUGUCACCUUCUGAGGCUACGCAGCAACCAGUGUGUGGUGACGGACGAUGAUAGUGUGCAAGUUCCAGAAUGCGAGUGGUUAUCGCCAUCAGAGCGGCUUUCUGAAAGGCCAGAACCACUUGUUGACCUUGACUCUGACGGUCUUCUAUACCUCUUCGAUUCUGACGUGAUGGCAAUCAAAGGGUUUGUUCGAGAACUCAUCGCACAGUCUGUUGUGCCAUUCAUGGAAAACAGGGUUGCUGUUUGGAACGAUCAGGUAGCGUCGCGAAGACGCGGUAUCAGUGGCCGGUUUAUGUCAAUGUCGCGCAAAUGGGCCGGUUUUGGAUCGAGCUCUCGCUCAAGUUCGGGCUCAGGCGGAGCAAGUGGGAACUAUAAUGUGUCUCAAGGCUACUACCACUAUGAUCAUUCUGAAGCUAUCCUGAGGAAGAUGGCAGACUACGCUUUCAUGCUUCGUGAUUGGAAGUUGGCCGCAUCUACUUAUGAGCUCUUACGCUCGGACUAUGCGAAUGACAAAGCCUGGAAAUACCAUGCAGGUGCGUACGAAAUGUGCGCCGUCAGCACAUUAUUAAACCCUCUUGGGGCGGGUUCGAAGAUUAAAGUCGAGGCCAUUGACCAAAUGUUCGACACUGCCUGCUAUUCCUAUCUCACUCGGUGCUCGGACGCCCCUACCACACUACGUUGCCUUACGUUGGCCGUCGAAUUGCUGAGAUCACGAGGCGGCUCAGCAGCCGAAAGCGCAGCCAAAUGGGCCAUGCGGGCCAUGGACCUUGGCUUGGUAGAGUCUGUCGGGCAAGGCCUUCUAAGCGAAAGGAUAUCCUCAUGUUACGCUUCGCGACCACCUCCAAACGGGGUACGAUUUGGUGGCCGCCGUCGCAAGGCUGGCAUGUGGAGCCUUUUCGCCGCCGAUAUGUGGCUCAGGCUUGGGAAGCCAGCAUUAGCCUCGGCCUGUCUCGAGGAAGCCGAACGUCUCUACGCGGAUGUACUGGGCAGUGAUGGCGUUUUCCCUAUGCCAGAGAUGCAGACUUUCGUCGAUAACCUCCGGCUCUCCGUGAAGGUUGGGUAUCUCGAAGCAAGAGGGUUGGAUAUUAAGGAGGAAACAGGCAGUACGGAUCCCUUGGACGACGAGGAAACCAGCGAGAAGCUAGACCGACGCAUGAACCGAAGGUCCUUGAUUGGCAACCUUAACCCCUUAGACACAGCUACUCUGGCUCAACUCCAGACCACGAGAGAUGGGGAUAGCGUGCCAAGUGACGAUUUUGAACGAGCAUAA